AUGGAUUACAUGAACUUGGGAGUAACUUCUCGUAAGACGGGGAUCAAAAUACGACAAGAUAUACGCAAGGAUGAAUACUCUAUGGAUAAUGUGGAUGAGUUUUUCAAAGAUAACGAAAGCUCGAUUUCGUUUCGCCGAAAAAGCCGAAAAUCUUCGCUUCUACCUUUCAAUAGUUCUGCGUUUCCACCAGUGAUUGAAGGCAAGUCAAGACGGAGUACAAAUUUCCUACCUUCUGACGUCCCCACUAUUGAAGAACAGUAUGCGGAGCCUCCAUCAAUAGACGAGACUGUCCAGCCACAACUGGACGUUUCUGUGCCUAACGAUUGGGAUUUUGAAAGUGGUACAAGUGGCAAGGCAACCCCAGACAUUGGUGAGGGACGAGUUGAUCAAACGAAUAAAAGUGGGAAAAAACCGAUAAAUUAUGAGCCAGACUAUCGAAGCGACGAUUUUGAAGAUGAUAAAGAACCUGAUAACACACCACGGACCCCCCCAUCUGAUUAUGGCAAUGAGAGUUACCGAGACGUUCCCGAUUUAAUCGCAGAUGAUGAUGAGGAACCGUCUCAUGGAAAUACGUCAUUCAAUACUUCUGAAAACGCGCUUCUAGAGGAUGAACUGGAGCGUGAAUAUGGGUCUUUGAGCGAAGAAGAUGGAGACUACGUUGAGCCCGCUGGGUUGCGUGACGUUGGAAAUUCAAGUGAUUCUGAAGUUGAAGAAAGCGAUAAUGGAGCCGGUAGCCUUGGCAAUCGUGCUCUUCUCCAAAACACAAGAAGAAACUCGUAUGCGAGGCGACUAAGUAGGUCAAAUAAUGCUGGACAUUUAGGCCAAGAAAACUCAUCACAAGAGAGCUCCGAUGAAGAGUUUAUUCAGGAUCAGGCCCAUGACUUAGGUCGAGAAAUCAACUUUUCAAGAGUAAAUGGGUUACGGAAAUCUAACAGGGUAAAAAUAGCUCCUUUGGAGUACUGGAGAAAUGAGAAAGUAGUUUACAAGCGCAAAUCGAGAAAGCCGGUACUGGAGAUCGAUAAGGUUAUUACUUUCGAGGAGGAAGACGAAGAGGAAGAAGACGAGCCACGAAGGAGGAAAAAGAGUAAAAAAAGACCAUUUAACUAUACGGCAACAGGUAGACCACGGGGAAGACCUAGAAAAGACCAGAGUUCAGGUAUGACCUCAGAAACUGCAUCGCAUAACCCAAAUCAGCAUUUAAUCUCAAAAGUUAAACAGGGGACAAUUCAAAACUCGGCAUGGUUUGAAAUAGGAGAGUUCCGGGGCCAAGUGAAUGCUUCGGCGGAUCACAAAUCUAAAGAAGUUGAUAUUCUAGCUCGUUCCGAUUUUCAAUCUAUUUCCCAAUAUGAACACAAAACAAGAGAUGAGUCUUAUACAUUGGCCGUGCUUUUCGACAAACACAAAGAAUUAUUCGCUAGUGGAUUCUUAACCCUCCCGUUAGGAGCAAAGAAGAAGCUUUCGGAUUCUUAUAAUGUUGCCAUUAAUUUUUACCUUAUUGAGGGCGUCAUAGAGGUCACCAUUGGCCAAAACAAGCUAAUCUGCACUGAGGGUUGCACUUUCCAAGUACCUGCUUUUAACGAGUAUUCCCUUUCAAAUAAGGGAAAAAGUGUUGCUAAAAUGUAUUUCGUCCAGGUUUCGCUACCGGCAUUUAGCAGCGCUCAAAAAGUCGAUGGUGCGAACAUGCGUGAUGAUCAGCAAGAAGAUACUCGUACAGGGGGUUCACUUAGCGACAUGAGUAUAUCACAAGGCUAA
Messenger RNA from Lachancea lanzarotensis, 1752 nucleotides. RefSeq names its product LALA0S02e02322g1_1 (gene MIF2). The transcript has a single exon. Gene Ontology annotation, molecular function: centromeric DNA binding. Gene Ontology annotation, cellular component: kinetochore. Bases 1 to 1752 code for a protein of 583 amino acids. NCBI's taxonomy places the organism in Eukaryota, Fungi, Ascomycota, Saccharomycetes, Saccharomycetales, Saccharomycetaceae. The record is from RefSeq and is a predicted model, not a curated record. Gene Ontology annotation, biological process: kinetochore assembly; spindle attachment to meiosis I kinetochore; attachment of mitotic spindle microtubules to kinetochore.